AUGCUAUUUGCUCGAGCCAGAUCUGCUAGCACAAUUGCAAUCGAUCAUCUCUACGUUCAUCCGCAAAAUGUGAGUUUUUGUGAAGUUUUCGACGUCAUUAAAAUCAUCAAAUAUUCCAACCGACUUCCGCUAACUAAGAAUCCUUUCUUGGUUCUUCCACCCAUUUUUCGCUCUUCUUUUUUUCCAUCGUUGCUUCUUAGGCUUAGAUAAUUUGAUGUUGUUGCCUUUCAAGUGUACCGCUUGAUUGGUUCUAUUGACACCCAAGUUUUGCACCCAACACAUACACACAAAAAAUCUCUCCGAAAAAAGUUGUUUUUGUUGAGUUGUCUCUCUCACUCUUUUCUCACAUAUCUAGAUAAAAAAUGAGACGACUUCGUCAAUCUGACGCCGAUGUUUAUUUCUACGAUCAGCCGAUUCCUAUUCAAGAGAUAAGAGGAAUUCAUCGAGCUAGUGUUGUUUCUUUUUCGCCGACACCGUGGGUUGGUUAUUUUUUUUAGCAAGAUAGAUAGUUUGAAUUUAGAAGUUGUGUGUUGGAAAGGAUCUCUAGGCACGGGUCCUUCAAAAAUAGGCUCUCUAGGCUUAGCUACUUGGCAACUAGGCUUUCUAGGCUUGGCUACUUGUGAGAGAAGAUUUCAAAGCGCCAUAACUGCAUUUCCUAUCUUAAUUUAUCCUAUGACUGAAAAACAUUAAGAUUGAGGUCAAAGUUCUAUGAUUUUCAAUUUUUUUCAAGUUAAAGGCGGUCAGACAGCUAUUCCGGUUGACGGAGACCACCCACGAAGCCUCUGACUUUAACGGGGCUAAAUUUGAACCAAACAAAAGAUAGAGAUGAAAUAUUGUGAAAAUAUGAAACUCCAAAUCUUUCUGUGCGAAAGUGCUUUCACUGGUUCGUUUCAUAAUAAACUAUUUUUGACACUAAGCUUUGAGGAAAACCGGAAUAAUUGUCUAACUGCCUUUAAAUCACAUUAUCUGCAGAAAUUUUAGCGGAUUUUGUUCAGAAACUGUUUCUGUAACUUCAAAAUCAGUCAUUUGAUAAUUUUUUGUGUGAAAUGUGUCAUAGGAUGAAUUAUUGACCAAAUUUAUUUUCCUGAAGUUUUCUGCCUGAAAAAUUUACAUUUCUCAUUUCUCGUAGGGUUUUCGGUUAUUCUUCAAAGUAGGGUUGUGGUUACAUAUAUCCAAAAAUAUUCCAAACAUUCCUUUUCUAUACCAGGAACAUCGACUAUCAGUCCAUGAUCCAACAUCUCUCAAUUCCAAUCAUUUAUUGAUUCAACAACGCGCAAGCGGAUCUCGAACCGAUAUUAUGUCGACAGAUGAUGAAACAAGAAGUAGUAGUCAGCAAGGUUAUGAUAAUAAAUUUUCAAAAAUCUAUAAAUUUGAAUUUUGCAGAACCUCGACGAAAUGGAUAUCGUCGAAAAAGUCGACCGGAAUCAAUAAGGCGAAGGAAAUCGGAGGAGCGAGAAUCGCGUAGAAAAAUUGAGAAAUCGCAUACUUGCGAAUUGCAUAGAGUAAAUAAGGAUCACUACUAGCGCCAGCGAAGACCUUUUGCAUCAAAAUAACCCAAAAAAAAUUGUUUUUUAAUUCCAGGAGCCAUCUACCAAACAAUCAUCGGUCUCGAACUACAAUAAUCAGCGUCGAGAGAUCAGUCGAAGUCAUUCCGAACAUGGCGGAGAUCGAGCUGGAUCCAAUAAAGUCAACAAAAGUAUCAAUCGAUUUUCGAACUUUGUGAAAUCUGGUAUGGAAGCCUAUGUGAUUGGUGAAUCGAAAAUGACAACACCGGCCAGUGAAACACAUGAAAUUGUGAAUUUGAAUGGAAUUAUUCAAUGGAAACCGAUACAAAAAUAUUAUCAUUGUAUUGUGGAUAAACCGAAAAAAGAAUCGAAAUUGAAGGGAUUGAAGAGUUUUAUCGCUUAUUCGCUUACCUCAAAUUUGACCAAUAUUCAGGUGAGCAAAAAAAUCGGGGAUGCAUUUUUAGACUUGAUUUUUGAAUUCUAGAGCCAUUUGAGCUCUGUGGAAUAUUCCAAAAUUCGUUUUUUUGCAGGUUUCCCGUAGAUAUAAACACUUUGAUUGGCUCCACGAGCAAUUAUCGGCAAAAUAUGUCUUAAUUCCAAUUCCACCGCUUCCCGAAAAACAAGUAGCUGGUAGAUAUGAAGAAGAUUUGAUCGAUCAUCGAAAACAUAUCCUUCAAUUAUGGGUCAAUAAAAUUUGUCGUCAUCCAGUUCUAAGUCAAUCCGAAGUUUGGCUUCAUUUCAUCAGUUGCACCGAUGAAAAAGAUUGGAAAUCGGGAAAACGAAGAGCCGAAAAGGAUGAAUAUGUUGGAGGGAGUUUUUUGAAUUGUAUAACGGCACCCGCGCAAAAUUUGGAACAAAGUAGUGUGGAUCAUCAGGUGGAACGAUUUCAGAAAAGUGUCAAGACUUCGGAAGAGGCGAUGAGAACUAUGCAGGAGAGAAUGCUGAUUUUUCAAAAAGCUUUUGCUGGACGUGAGGAUUUUCGGGGAAAAUUUGAAAGAAUAUGGAAUAAUUUGAGAAUUUUUGCAUGAAAUGAAAAAAAUUUGAACCUGAAAUUCAGAAAAAAAUCAAUUUUUUUAAAAUUCUCGCGCUUAUUUUCCGGUCAGAAAAAUUUUUUGAUUUUGAAAAUCAGAUUUUUGAAACAAAAAUGUUUCAUUUAAAGUUUAGGUUUGUGGAGAAUUUCAAAAAUCGAUCCUUGAACCCACAGUUUUGAACCUAAAAUCAUACUUUACAUUUUUUCCAGCUGUCAAACAAAAUUGGCAAAAAAUGGGCGGUGCAUUCAAAACUCUUCAACAAUCCUUUGAAAUUGAUGAUACUAUAAGUAAGUUUCUCAUUUCUUUUUCAGAACCCCACCCUCAAAAAUUAAUUUUUUUUUCCAGCAAGUCGAAAAUUGACAGACGCUUUAGCUCACAAUGCUUCAGAAUAUUUUGAAAUUGGUCAAUUAUUUGAUGCGCAUACAAAAAAUGAUAUGGAACCAGUUCUUGAAAAUCUAUAUUCAUAUAAAGGAACCGUCCAAAAUGUGCCGGAUAUUCUACAUGUACAUAAACAAGCGAUUCAAAAGUUUCGCGAAUCGGAAGGUCGACUUUCAGCAGCGGAAGCUGAUAAAAUGCGACAAAGAAUUGAUACAUUAAGCUAUGCUGUAAUUGCUGAAAUUCAACAUCAAACCCAGGAAAAAGUGGAGGAAAUGAAUACAACAAUGGGAACAUAUUUGAAAAAACAGGCGGCGUUUUAUCAAGAUGUUGCACAAAGAAUGUCGAAUUUAGCUUCGAAAUAUGAAUAA
This is a messenger RNA of Caenorhabditis angaria, 3282 nucleotides long. The record is from the annotation of a GenBank genome assembly. NCBI's taxonomy places the organism in Eukaryota, Metazoa, Nematoda, Chromadorea, Rhabditida, Rhabditidae.